This is a messenger RNA of Cornus florida, 1528 nucleotides long. Its product is annotated as DAR GTPase 3, chloroplastic. Gene Ontology annotation, cellular component: mitochondrion. NCBI's taxonomy places the organism in Eukaryota, Viridiplantae, Streptophyta, Magnoliopsida, Cornales, Cornaceae. The coding region runs from base 40 to 1146 and encodes 368 amino acids. Gene Ontology annotation, molecular function: GTPase activity; GTP binding. The transcript is spliced from 9 exons. The record is from RefSeq and is a predicted model, not a curated record.
AAAAUAAACAGGAGAGAGAGAACUUCCAACUAUUUACUAAUGGCGGUUCAGCUCUACGGACUCUCGCUUCCCGACCCGACAAUUACCGGACACUUUCUUCUUCAGAGACGGUCCAAACCUUCGCCGACGGCUCUCGCUGCGUCUGCUCCUCUUUCGUCUCCGACCACCAUUCAGAUUGUUGGUGGAAAAAAUCCAAGAUUGAAUGGAAAUGGCAGUUUCAAUUCCAGCAGCACAGUUGAAAUCUUCCAAGGAGAAAAUGAUUGGAUCGAUCUGGAUGCUGAUAUUUAUCACUGGACAAAAGCAUUGCGCCCUGUCCAGUGGUAUCCUGGUCAUAUUGCAAAAACAGAGAAAGAACUCAAAGAACAGCUGAAAUUGAUGGAUGUUGUGAUAGAGGUGCGAGAUGCAAGGAUUCCUAUGUCCACAAGUCAUCCACAGAUGGAUUCAUGGCUUGGCAAUAGAAAAAGAAUAUUAGUCCUGAAUAGAGAAGAUAUGAUAUCCACUGCAGACCGGAAUGCUUGGGCAACUUAUUAUGCAAAUCAGGGAACAAAGGUUGUUUUUUCCAAUGGCAAGCUUGGAAUGGGAUCCAUGAAGCUAAGCAGGUUGGCAAAGGCAUUAGCUGCUGGUGUGAAUGUAAAACGCAAAGCAAAAGGUCUACUUCCUCGCCCAGUUCGAGCUGGAAUAGUUGGGUAUCCAAAUGUUGGUAAAUCAUCUUUAAUUAACCGUUUGUUGAAUCGCCGGAUGUGUGCAGCGGCUCCAAGACCAGGUGUUACAAGGGAAUUGAGAUGGGUUCGAUUUGGGAAAGAUCUGGAGUUACUGGAUUCCCCUGGAAUAAUCCCAAUGCGGAUCUGCGAUCAGUCUGCAGCAAUAAAACUUGCCAUAUGCGAUGAUAUUGGAGAGAGAUCCUACAAUGUUGCUGAUGUUGCAGCCGUUCUUGUGCAGAUCCUUUCAAGGCUUCCAGCAGUAGGUACAGAAGCUCUUUAUGGUCGCUACAAGAUUGAGAUGUCUGGUCACUGUGGUAAAACAUUUGUUCAGAAGCUUGCGCUUCAAUUGUUCAAUGGUCAUGUUCAUCAAGCAGCAUUUCGAAUCUUGACGGACUUCCGGAAAGGGAAAUUCGGUUGGUUUGCCCUGGAGAUGCCUCCCAGGUAAUGCUGCACGAUAAUUUGUUUGAAGGCCAGAAUAUCUCGUCUUUGUCUUGUUAUUCUCUAUAGGAAUCUAGGAAUCCUUUAUUCCAAUUCACCAUGACAAAUCUUUUUCUCCAUUCCAUUGGGUGGUGGGAGUAGGGGGGGUGAGAGAGUUAAAUAUAGGGUCCGAUUACAAAAUGUAAUGAGAUACCGGACUUGAGAUUUAUACCUUGUAUUGCAAUUGUAAGCAUAACUUCUGAUACAGGCUGUUUUAUGUACAUCUUAAGCUAGUUAAAUGAGUCUUUUAUGUAUCUUGUGUACACAAAGCAAUUGGGGGACAACUCUCUAAACCUAAAGCCAGGAUUUUCAUCUGAAAAUAAUACUACAGGUUCUGUUUUUAUACGUUA